GUGGGUGAGGUGAAGUACUUCCAUUCUUUCUGGAAAUAAAAGAGCUUACAUUACGAAUGUUUAAUUAAAUAUAUUUGUGACAGCGAAGACCAAAGAACAGAGACUCUUACUGUUCAGUAUACUGACAAAAUCAAAGGUUUUCAAACUGAGAUAUAAUUUCCAUUUAAAAAUCUAAAAAUUUAACCGACACAUUUCGAUUUAUAAGAUGAGAAUAUUAUUUAUUUUCUGCAUUAUCCAAGUUGGAGAUUGCCAAUUCCCCCUCAACACGCUAGUCAAUGUAACUGUAAGUUUACUGAACCAUUAUCAUUCAACAUGUGUGUACCUGCUGCACUCCAGACUUCAACACGGUUCAUUGAGUGUUACGUACUUAAAGACGUUAAUUCAAAGAGGAAAUUUCUACACGGCUACACUGUCCAUGGAAAGAAACGUCGAAGCGCUUGACGGCUCGACCUGCCGUGGAAACAGCCCGCUGUACGUAUUCCUGGAUAGUGACGAAAGUUCACAGCGAUAUCUCGAGCAGGUUUCAGUCGCGUCUAGUCUAUUAAGCGGCCGAUGGCUCAUGUUUAUUUCCAUUGCUUCGAUAGAGGAUUUUUUCUUCAAAAUUAAAAUGCCAUACGACUGCGAAUUUUUAGUAGUACGACCAGUGAAUAAGGAACAGAAAGGAGGAAUCAAACUUUCUCUUAUGGAGGUUUAUCAGGAUCACCCAACCAAGGUCCCGCAACAGCACCCUGUAGCCCACUGGACGACUACUGGAGGGUUCGUAUGGACGGCAACUCCAUUACUUCAGAGGAGAGCCAACCUCCACGGCAUCUCUCUUAGAGUUGGUGUGAAUAGUGAGGACCUCCCUAUGGCCCAAUCGAAAUGCAGUGUUAACAAGGAUGAGUUCUGCAUAAUCCACUACAAAAUAUGGAAAAUCUUGGAAAAUAAACUUAAUUUUAAGUCUGAGUUCUACGGUCCGGUCCAAGGAGGACACGUUUCUAAUACAGGCAAUAUUUCAUUAGAUGGUGUUCCAACAAUGCUUUUGUCAGAUCAGGUAGAUGUUGGUAUCAGCAUAUUUGCAAUGACCUCAAUUCGCCAGAAAUAUAUUGACUACAUUUCUGUUCUCUUCUCAGUGAAGAUAGCAACAUACAUUAAGAAACAAGUGGUGAGUAGUUCCAGAUGGAAUUAUAUACUCGAACCAUUUUCCACUGAAUUCUGGUGGGUGGUAGCUACGUUACUGAUCGUUUUCAUUUUUUUACUCUCUGCGACGUGGUACGUCGAUCCUCGCCAAGGAACUCAUCGCAGCAUAGAGAGCUUCAACGUCUAUAACUCAUGGAUACAAAUUCUCGGAAUCUUCUGUCAGCAAGGGCACCCCACAACUCCUCAGUCAUGGCCUUGUCGCCUAGUGUACAUCACAGCGUACAUAACAUUUGUAAUCUUGUUCGCCGCAUAUGCUGCCAUCUUCAUAUCAUUUCUAGCUGUGCAACGGUACAAGAUGCCUUUCUCAGACUUCCAGGGGAUUCUGGAUAUUGGGACAUACGGAUUUUGUAUACCUGCUAUUCCCGUUUAUACAAGCAUGUUUGAGGAAGCAACUGACCCCGUAUUAAAACAAAUCUACAAAACAUUUAUUGCACCAAACACUAAUAGCUUUCCAGGAAGCGUAUUAGAAUGCAUGAAGCGAGUAUGUGAUGAGAAAACAUACGUAGCUACUGUCGAUUCCGACGAGAAAAGGUUGUACAGCGAUAAGCUGUCAUGCAAGCUAACAGCUGUUCCAAACGCGUUCUUCUGGGUACCAGCGUCAUAUAUUAUCACCAAGAAGAGUCCUUAUAAGAAAAUCUUCGGUCAUCACACUGAAAAUCUAAGGCGUUCUGGAAUUCUGAAGAAGCUCAAAGAAAAUUUGUUUCCUGUACCGACUAAUAAUAUCGAAACAUCGAACUCUCAAGCAACACUGACCGAUGUCUUACCAAUUUUAAUUAUUUUGGUUUUUGGUUUCCUGGCGUCCAUGUUUUGUCUUCUGGUCGAAAUCUGUUUCCUUCGGCUCAGGAAUUAUUUCACAAACCAAAUUGUUGGUUAAACAGUUCAAUUCUUAAAAUUAAAUUUACUUGUCUGUAUUUCGCCGAUGUUAGGGUAAAGUCCAUAAAUUUAACGAAACAAAAAUCAAUUUUCCGGAAGUACUCACAAAUCAGGUUUGCGGAGUUUCUUCACACAAAAAUUAUUAUACGACUGAUACACGAACUUAAAAGUUUUGCUAAUUUACAGAUAAUAUAAAAUAUAUGCUGUACUAUUAAUCACAUUUCGGUUAUAAUUUUCGGACUUAUAAGCAUUUAACCUGGCACUGGCGAAUUAUAUUAAAGGGAAUCCCAAAAACCGAAUUCUAUAUGUACAAGAAAAUUGUGCAUAGGUUACAUUUCUUAUAAACCAUUAUAAUGUAGGCAAAAUAACGCUUUAAUAUAAUCUGCUUUCAAUAUCAGAAUAUCUGAAAUUAAUAGACUAUUAUAAUGAUUACCCGUUGAUUUAUUAAUCAUUUACUAUUCCCUCUCAAAAUUAAUGGCCACCGACAACUGCUACAGAUCAAAUACGAUUAUAAAAUUCUUAUAAAUCACAAUUUUCAAAGAGACGUCGAAGGAGGGACUAGUCUUACGUUGGAUCCAAGAGCUGCUUCUUGAACCAAUUAGAACAUUCAGGUAAUUUUAAACAACUAACAUCAUACAUUUUGUCUAUGAAUGUUUUGUGGUCAGUAGCAUCUGAAGUGUGAAAGUAAGACUACAUGUGGAAUGAAAUUGGAACUUUGUCUGAAGUUACGAUGGUAAGAAAUGUAUUUUUUUAAGAGAGCCUGGCUAUUUGAUUUUUAGCAGGAGUCUAUAACUCCUUCACCACAACACCCCAUACGCCUUCAUCCUGGGGCACUAAGACCGAAGGCAGACUUCACGCUUGAUUUGUAAACUAAUAUUCCUUGUCACCCAGCUGUAGCAACAACAACAUUCAAUGGAAAAGGAUUGUGACGUGAGAUCUGAUAAACAUCCAAACAGAAUCACAAUAUCUGGAAGCAUGGAACGAAAUACCAGAAGCUAUUUAAUAAGCCCUUACGUGCAGGUCACGCGAUAAAACACAAGAUCAAUAAUAUGAGUUAUGCUAUGUUUCAGUUGGGAGGAAAAUGAGGGCAGAAGGAUCGGAAAGUUGUGUCAUCACUGGAAAUAUUAAGAGCAGUUACAUUAAAACAACCGCCACGGUGAUCUAGCGGUCAGAACACUAGCCUUGUAAG
Molecule: messenger RNA, 3241 nt
Organism: Zootermopsis nevadensis
Lineage: Eukaryota; Metazoa; Arthropoda; Insecta; Blattodea; Termopsidae
Product: glutamate receptor ionotropic, delta-1
Cellular component (GO): membrane
Molecular function (GO): ligand-gated monoatomic ion channel activity
Source: RefSeq, a predicted model, not a curated record